Molecule: messenger RNA, 1611 nt
Organism: Penicillium olsonii
Lineage: Eukaryota; Fungi; Ascomycota; Eurotiomycetes; Eurotiales; Aspergillaceae
Source: the annotation of a GenBank genome assembly
AUGAAGCCCACCCAAGGGAUACCAGUCACUAAUGUCCCGCGUUCACCAGAAGAGCCGACCGAGCAGGAUCGAGCCACCGGUGCGACCGAGAUCCAGGAUGCCUCCCCCGUCGCACCUUCGGACCCUGUGUCCCCCUCCGCUGACCCAGCCGCGAGCACCUCCGCCGCGGAGGAAACUACCUCCAAGAAACGCCAUCUCCUGAUCCCCAUCCCGUCGCGCCGGUCCUCCAAAGCCAACAAACCAUCGGCGGAGAAGACCGAGGAAGCGCAGGAGGAACCCCGAAGGGGCUCCAAGGUGAGCAUCCUCCGGGGAAAGCGAGACCACAGUCGGGCCAGCAGCAAACGGUCGCGCCGAACUCAGGAUGGAGCAAACGUGGACCAGAACAAGGAAACGGCAGCUGCGCCCGAGGCCAGUUCUGCGAAGCCCCCGAAAAAGGGCCCAAACAAGCUUUUUGCCUUCCUGAGUUGUUGCUCUUCCUCGGACGUAGAUGCCGAUGAUACCUCUUUGCCCGCGAAGAAAACCACUAUGCGGCAGGCUCCAUCGAAUCGCCUGCCCACUCCUGACAAGGCGGAAGCCCACACCGGCGACUCCAGCACCGCGGAAUCGAGGGAGCCAUACCUCGACGAAAAAGCUCACUCCGUCGUGAGCGCGGAUCAGCCAGGGGACGAGGAGCGCAACGUGCAGGCGGCUGCAGGUGGCGCUGAGGCCGAAGGACCUUCCACAAGCGUCGUUCAACCGGAAGUCUCAGCCCAAAAGGACCAAAGAGAAGAGAGCUCUGUGCCCACUGAAACCGCCGCUGUCAGUAACUCAGUGCCCGAAGUGAAAGUAAAUGAGACAGCUCGAGAGUCAUCAGAUGGUCAAAAAAGCGCGGUGACUGAAGAUCUUCCUCCCGCCUCAAACGCUCCAACUUCCAACAUGCCCGAUAAAUCCCUCGGCACUGAAAAUGACGACGAUGUCGCCAGCCACCAAGAAGAGACCCCACCGCCUGCAUUGGUGCUUCCACCUCCUCCGCCCGCCCCAGCACCUCCUGCUCGAGGAUAUCCCGAGGACGUCCCUCGCCCAUUGCUCCCAGCCGCUCUGCCUCAUCUGAGUGGUAGAAAAUGCCUGGUUCUGGAUUUAGAUGAGACGCUCGUUCACAGCAGCUUCAAGGUUUUGGAACGCGCCGACUUUACCAUUCCAGUCGAGAUCGAAGGCCAGUAUCACAACAUCUAUGUGAUCAAGCGUCCUGGCGUGGAUGCAUUCAUGAAGCGCGUUGGCGAACUUUAUGAGGUGGUCGUGUUCACCGCUUCAGUUUCCAAGUAUGGUGAUCCUCUUCUGGACCAACUGGAUAUUCACAAUGUUGUUCACCACCGCCUAUUCCGCGAGAGCUGUUACAACCACCAGGGCAAUUACGUCAAGGAUCUUUCGCAAGUCGGUCGCGACCUGAAGGAAACGAUCAUCAUCGACAACUCCCCCACCUCCUAUAUCUUCCACCCCGAGCACGCGAUUCCCAUCAGCAGCUGGUUCUCUGACGCUCACGACAACGAGCUACUCGACCUGAUCCCUGUUCUCGAGGAUCUUGCAGGCACACAAGUCCAAGAUGUCAGCAUGGUCCUGGACGUCAGCUUAUAG